Messenger RNA from Diceros bicornis minor, 1569 nucleotides. RefSeq names its product leucine rich repeat transmembrane neuronal 2 (gene LRRTM2). Gene Ontology annotation, molecular function: protein binding. Gene Ontology annotation, cellular component: extracellular matrix. The coding region runs from base 1 to 1551 and encodes 516 amino acids. NCBI's taxonomy places the organism in Eukaryota, Metazoa, Chordata, Mammalia, Perissodactyla, Rhinocerotidae. The transcript has 2 exons. The record is from RefSeq and is a predicted model, not a curated record.
AUGGGCUUACAUUUCAAGUGGCCAUUAGGGGCCCCUAUGCUGGCAGCAAUAUAUGCAAUGAGUAUGGUUUUAAAAAUGCUGCCUGCCCUGGGUAUGGCGUGUCCACCCAAAUGCCGCUGUGAGAAGCUGCUCUUCUACUGCGACUCUCAGGGCUUCCACUCAGUGCCAAACGCCACAGACAAGGGCUCUCUGGGCCUGUCCCUGAGGCACAAUCACAUCACAGAGCUCGAAAGGGAUCAAUUUGCCAGCUUCAGUCAACUUACCUGGCUCCACUUAGACCACAAUCAAAUUUCAACAGUAAAAGAAGACGCUUUUCAAGGACUGUAUAAACUUAAAGAAUUAAUCUUAAGUUCCAACAAAAUAUUUUACUUGCCAAACACAACCUUUACCCAACUGAUUAACCUGCAAAAUUUGGACCUGUCUUUUAAUCAGCUGUCAUCUCUGCACCCAGAACUCUUCUAUGGCCUUCGGAAGCUGCAGACCUUGCAUUUACGGUCCAACUCCCUGCGGACUAUCCCAGUACGCCUGUUCUGGGACUGUCGUAGUCUGGAGUUUCUGGAUUUGAGCACAAACCGUUUGCGAAGUUUGGCUCGCAAUGGAUUUGCGGGAUUAAUCAAACUGAGAGAGCUUCACCUAGAGCACAACCAGCUGACGAAGAUUAAUUUUGCUCAUUUCCUACGGCUAAGCAGUCUGCACUCGCUCUUCUUACAAUGGAACAAAAUCAGCAACUUGACGUGUGGGAUGGAGUGGACCUGGGGCACUUUAGAAAAGCUAGACCUGACUGGAAAUGAAAUCAAAGCCAUCGACCUGACAGUGUUUGAAACGAUGCCUAAUCUUAAAAUACUCCUCAUGGAUAACAACAAGUUAAACAGCCUUGAUUCCAAGAUCUUAAACUCCCUGAGAUCCCUCACAACCGUUGGCCUCUCUGGCAAUCUGUGGGAAUGCAGCCCUCAAAUAUGUGCUUUGGCCUCCUGGCUGGGCAGUUUCCAAGGUCGGUGGGAGCAUUCCAUCCUAUGCCACAGCCCUGACCACACCCAAGGAGAGGAUAUACUAGAUGCAGUCCAUGGAUUUCAGCUCUGCUGGAAUUUAUCAACCACUGUCACUGCCAUGACCACAACUUAUAAAGAUCCAACCACUGAAUACACAAAAAGAAUAAGCUCAUCAAGUUACCAUGUGGGAGACAAAGAAAUCCCAACAACUGCAGGCAUGGCAGUUACUACUGAGGAACACUUUCCUGAACCAGACAAUGCCAUCUUCACUCAGCGGGUAAUUACAGGAACAAUGGCUUUAUUGUUUUCUUUCUUUUUUAUUAUUUUUCUAGUGUUCAUCUCCAGGAAGUGCUGCCCUCCCACUUUGAGAAGAAUUAGGCAGUGCUCAGUGAUUCAGAACCACAGGCAGCUCCGAUCCCAAACACGACUCCACAUGUCAAACAUGUCAGACCAAGGACCAUAUAAUGAAUAUGAACCCACCCAUGAAGGACCCUUCAUCAUCAUUAAUGGUUAUGGACAGUGCAAGUGUCAGCAGCUGCCAUACAAAGAAUGUGAAGUAUAAUAUCUACUCAUCAUCAAA